Molecule: messenger RNA, 1197 nt
Organism: Aspergillus alliaceus
Lineage: Eukaryota; Fungi; Ascomycota; Eurotiomycetes; Eurotiales; Aspergillaceae
Gene: mpt
Product: putative DNA repair and transcription factor Ada
Exons: 1
Coding region: 85-831 (248 amino acids)
Biological process (GO): regulation of DNA-templated transcription; DNA repair
Molecular function (GO): DNA-binding transcription factor activity; sequence-specific DNA binding; methyltransferase activity
Source: RefSeq, a predicted model, not a curated record
UCAUGACUUCCCCCGAACAACGUCUUCCAUAGAAUAUCUCACGCUGUAUAAUGCUAAAUAAGGAGAUAUAGCACGCUAUUCGUGAUGGUUCUAGAAAAUCCGACCCAGGGAUUACAACUACUACCCACUUGUACCACGCCACCCCUGUCCGCUACUGCCCGCUGGCAGGCAGUGGUCCGCCGAGAUGCAACAGCCGGUUCAUUCGUGUAUGCCGUGUUAACGACCAAAAUAUACUGCAGGCCAUCAUGUCCAGCUCGUCUCGCACGUCGAGCCAAUGUCCGAUUCUACGACACGCCCUCGCAAGCCGAAAAGGCAGGAUUCAGACCGUGUAAGCGUUGCACACCACAGACCCUGUUGGCGGUUAAUCCACAAACCCAGGUGGUUCAAUCAGCAUGUAAAACUAUUCAAUCAGAGGUAGUAACGGGCUCUAAGCCGACGCUCCGGAAACUUGCCGACCAAGCGGGCCUCACACCUAGUCACUUCCAUCGGGUGUUCAAAAAGCUCGUGGGCGUAACCCCCGGGCAGUAUGCUGAUGCUCUCCUCAAGGGUGGUUCUGGGGUGCCCUUGCAUGACUGCAGCCGAAACAUGAAUAUGACAAGGUUUCGACCGUGCGGUAUAGCUUCCGACCAAGAGUCGUGCAUGUCAAAUGAUAUAGAGGGUAUUGUUGUGACCGACCCUGGAGGCACUAGAAAUACCGUGCCCUGGAAUGAUUUUGACACUUUAAUAGCCGCUGAGGCUGGAUAUGAGUCAGAAUUCAAUGCACAGCUUGUGGACGACUUCCUCUCAUUGCCCGAAGAAGAUCUCCCUGGUGCCGCUGAGUGUCAUAAUUAGGAUAUUGGUGGUGUCGUAUUGCAGCCAGAUUAGGCAUGUCGCCUGGACAAUGAUGUUCAACUCGCACAUGUGGAGCAUAUCAUGCCAUCUUGGAUCAGUUGGUCGGCUUCGUCGAGACAGUUAGGAGUUCUCAUGAGGUUCCAGACAACCUCCUGUGUGAGAGUCUGCUCGGCGGGAUCAGGACGGCGGUUAGCCCUUGUUUUCCUUUUGUGAACACUGGUCAUCCAUCUUGAAAGGAGAAAGAGAGAGAAGGCGAAGGUGGAAUGGAUCGUGUGCUAAAUAUUUUAUUUGAGCACGAGAUAAUCGCUCCACCUAGUAUCUUUCAGGAGUCAGAAUUCGGAACAUCUACUGACCUGCUAGCUCGCU